AUGUCCGAUCUCCACCCGCUGGACCCUGCUACGGCAGACGAGAUCUCAUUUGCAACGGCUCUGGUCAAGAAAAGCUUUGGAGAUGUUCAGCUGCAUUUCAAAGCCGGAGGCCUGGAGGAACCCAUCAAGAGCGAUCUCGUGGCCUAUCUGGAUGCAGAACACAAUGGCAAGCCACUGCCCGAGCUGCCACGGCGUGUGUUCCUCAUGUGGUACAUCAAACGUACACCACGCUUGUUUGAGGCCAUCGUCGAUGUCACAAACGGGAAGAUCGUGCACCAAGUGGAGCUGCCACGCGACUUCCACGCCCCAGUCGACAGGACGGAGCUCAGAGAGGCUGCCGAUACAGUUAUGGCUGCCGAUACAUUUAUGGCUGCCCCCAGAGUGCAAAAGGAAUUCCAGCGACUUCAGAUUGACCCCCAGAAUGUUGUUCUCGAUCCCUGGGACUAUAGUGUCGAUGGAGAGGAGACACAGGAGCGUCAUACUCAGGUUUUCAUGUACAUGAAGAAUCCAGCCAACAAUGACCUUGACUCGAACCAUUACGCCUUCCCACUUGACUUCAUGGUGGUCGUAGACCUGGUGAAGAUGGACGUCAAGAAAAUUGUUCGCAUUCCGGUCGGUUCUGAUGAGACCGUCACCACAGGCGAGCACGUCAUACAACGCAAGACAGCUCCAGAGGAGCCAGAGUAUCUUCAUCGCCUACAGAAGACUCCGCCGCGGACGACAAUGAAGCCGUAUCAAGUGGUGCAGCCAGAGGGAGCUAGUUUCAAAGUGACUGGACAUAUGAUUGAGUGGGAGAAGUGGCGCUUCCGAAGUAUUGCUAACGUGGGACCAGGUCUAACGCUUCAUAAUCUCUGGUUCGACAACAAGAGUGCCUUCUACCGACUUUCGCUCGCGGAGAUGUUCGUACCCUACGGCGACCCACGUAACCCAAUCUACCGAAAGGGUGCUUUUGACCUUGGCAACGUUGGCGCUGGUGUGACUGCAAACAAUCUUCAACUUGGCUGUGAUUGCCUUGGUACAAUCAAGUACUUCUCCGGACACGUCGUUGCUGUGGACGGCUCUCUAGCUCCUCGACCAAACGCCAUUUGUGUUCACGAGGUGGAUAAUGGCAUACAAUGGAAGCACACCAAUCACCGAACAGGCAACGCAGCCGUUGUGAGGAAAAGACAGCUGGUCCUGCAGACAAUACUCACUGUGGCCAACUACGAGUAUAUCUUCGCUUGGAUCUUGGAUCAAUCCGGCGAGAUCACCUUCGAGACGCGAGCCACCGGCAUCUUGUCGACACAGCCUGCAGAGAAAUAUGCCAAAGUACCAUGGGGAACGCUUGUCGCUGAUGGCGUGAUGGCUCCCUACCAUCAGCAUUUGUUCAACAUUCGAAUCGACCCGGCAGUCGGAGGUCACGAAAACACCUUCGCAUACACUGAUGCAGUGCCAAUGUCAUGGGAUGAGAAGCUCAACCCGCUAGGUACUGGCUACGUGACGGAGGAGACUCAAAUCGUUCGAGCAAGUGCAGUACCAGACGAUCUGUACAAAGGUCGAGUUUUCAAGAUCCCGAAUGAGAACAAGACGAACCCCGUGUCACUCACGCCCAUCGGAUACAAGCUGGUUCCAAUCAGAUCACAGAUGUUAUUGGCACAGCCUGGCUCAUGGCACUGGAAGCGUUCAGAUUUCUGCGAGUCACCAAUUUGGGUGACAGAAUACAAAGACCGACAGCUCUUUCCAGCUGGAGACUACACGAACCAGUCUCUGGGUGGCACCGGUAUCAAAUCCUGGAUCAAGGAUCCUGCGCCCGUCAAAAAUAAGGACAUUGUCAUCUGGCAUACAUUCGGCUUCACGCAUAACCCUCGAGUCGAGGACUUCCCUAUCAUGCCCGCGGAGAUCGCCCAAGUUCACCUCAAGCCCUACAACUUCUGCCUAUUUAACCCAACCAACGAUGUUCCGCCAUCGACACAGUCAUUCUAUAAGAGUACAGCGUAUGAGGAGACUUUACCUGUGCGGACCAAUGGUUGUUGCUCGGAGAAUGGCACGGCAGCGACGAAUGGAGUGAACGGCGUUCACGAAAGCAAUGGUGUCAACGGGCACUGA
This is a messenger RNA of Cercospora beticola, 2085 nucleotides long. RefSeq lists its product as uncharacterized. The record is from RefSeq and is a predicted model, not a curated record. Gene Ontology annotation, biological process: amine metabolic process. NCBI's taxonomy places the organism in Eukaryota, Fungi, Ascomycota, Dothideomycetes, Mycosphaerellales, Mycosphaerellaceae. Gene Ontology annotation, molecular function: primary methylamine oxidase activity; quinone binding; copper ion binding.